Lottia gigantea (owl limpet) is the source of this 1972-nucleotide messenger RNA. RefSeq lists its product as hypothetical. The coding region runs from base 461 to 1501 and encodes 346 amino acids. The record is from RefSeq and is a predicted model, not a curated record. Gene Ontology annotation, biological process: regulation of transcription by RNA polymerase II. NCBI's taxonomy places the organism in Eukaryota, Metazoa, Mollusca, Gastropoda, Lottiidae. The transcript has 4 exons. Gene Ontology annotation, molecular function: DNA-binding transcription factor activity, RNA polymerase II-specific; RNA polymerase II cis-regulatory region sequence-specific DNA binding.
CAUUUAGAGAGUAAAAAGUAUAGUGGAGAAAGUUAACUCUUAGGUUCUUAGGUUUACGAACUUCUGCCCUGUAUCAUUUAAAUUAAUUGAGGCGGAUGACAUCAUACAAGGUGCAAUGAUAGAUUUUGAGUAACGUUAGAGUCGAUGUGUUGGGCACAAAACCGACUUUAGAAGUUGCAAGAACGGAGGGUAAAGUCAAUGUGUAAAGCCAACUAUGGCUACUCACGUCUCACUGACACUGACUCUACUCAGCAGUUUUCAAUAGUAGGACAAACUACCCUACCAAACAACAGAUACCGAAAUGCAUUCUCAGUAACUAGCCUACAGUGCUACAAGCGAUGAAUAAGUUAUCAGAGGUUCUUUAAAGUGUCUCGGUAAUCAAAACUGAUCCUAGAUGUCAUUGAAUGGUCUCACUUUGAUAUUGAGGAUCUAUUAGUUACACUUGUCUCCUAAAUACAAAAUGUUCACAUGUGAUAUUUGUGGAAAGGAGUUCUCAAGAAAAUACAGUUUAAGAAUACAUCUUAUGACUCAUUCAAAAAAGAAAAAUAUAAAGUGUCCAUCUUGCCUUAAAACUUUUUCAAAACAGUCUCAAUUAACAAGUCACUUGGCGGUUCAUUCUAGCGCCAGAGAUUUCCAGUGUCCGGAUUGUGGUAAAACAUUUAAACGUAGAAGUAAUUUAUAUUACCACGUUCAAAUUCAUUCAGGAGAAGGAAAAGACUUCCAGUGUCAAAAAUGUUCAAAGGCUUUCAGAAGAAGAUAUGAGUUAAUUGUUCAUGGAAGAACUCAUACUGGAGAAAAGAACUUUUCUUGUGAAACUUGUGGUGCUGGAUUUAUUACUAAUUCAUCGAAAUUGGUUGAACAUAUGAGGCAUCAUACGGGAAAAAGACCAUUCGCAUGCACUGAAGAAGGAUGCGAUAAAGCGUUUUCCACUAAAACAGGUCUUCAGCGUCAUUUGUUCCUUCAUACAGGAGUAAAGCCUUAUGUGUGUCUGAAAUGUAAUAAAGAGUUUGCUUUUGCUAGUCAUUAUAAUAGUCAUGUCCGAAGCCACUUUACCAUUGAGAAAUAUAAGUGCCGAUUAUGCCUGGACCAUGUGAAUACGAAAAUAAAUAUGAACUUCCAUGAGAGACUACAUGCUGACACAAGGCCCUACCAAUGUGACCAGUGUGAUAAGUCUUUUAUAGCUCGAUUUCAACUGAACGCUCAUAUGAAGAAACACUGGGGUGGGAAAAGUUAUGUGUGCACAGAACCAGGUUGUGAAGCUGUUCUCACCACUAGAACUGGCUACCUCAGGCAUAUGAUAAUACAUAGUGGAGAGAAAAAAUUUAUUUGCAAGGUUUGCAAUCAUGCUUUUGCAUUUGUUGGUCAUCUCAAUACUCACAUGUUAACUCAUACAGGGGAAAAAAAGUUCAUGUGUUCAAAUUGUGGUAAGGGAUUUACAAGAUCAACUGUGCUUAAAAGACACGUAGAGAAGAAAAUAUGUUAUCCAUUACUUGAUAAAUAGCCUUCAAGCUUUUACCUAUGUGGAAAAAAUGACAUAUUUUCUUUUACCAGUCCACUUUUCAUAAUAGAAAUUCAACAUCUUGUUCAUCUACAAUAAAAUAAAAACAUUCUGGUGUGGCAUUCUCCUUACUUCACGCUUGAUUUAUAAUUGGUGUCUUUUAUGUCUUAAGUUAUUUUAUCGCAGAUCUCAGUGUUAAAUUUGAAUUUUGAUUAGCUGGAAACUGACUAAUAAUGGCUGUAGUUUUGAUGGGUAAAGAAUUCAGUGAUGGUAAAAACAGGUUAAGAUAAUGAAAUGUAGUUUGAUUUUCAAUGUCUUGUCUUCUAUCAUUUAUUCAAAUUAAUUCUAUCUCAGCUAUUUUUCACUAUUGUGCCUUUAUUUUCAAAAUUUAUAUUGUUAUGAAUAUAUAGUAAAGAUUUAUCUAUUAUAGAUGUUAUAGGCCUCAAUAAUUCAAAAUAAAAACUUAUUUUGCCU